Molecule: messenger RNA, 5591 nt
Organism: Spirometra erinaceieuropaei
Lineage: Eukaryota; Metazoa; Platyhelminthes; Cestoda; Diphyllobothriidea; Diphyllobothriidae
Source: the annotation of a GenBank genome assembly
AUGGGACUAAGCUCACGCGUGGUUCAAGUUUGGUUUCAAAACCAACGAGCAAAGGUGAGUAAGGAAAAGCCACCUUUAUUCUGACAAUGCCAGCUCUAACAGUUACUUUGACCGCGUAAAAGGUUUAUUUAAAAUGAAAGCAAGUCUGAGAAAGUCUUACUUUUGAGAAGGAAUCAGACUUUGUAGUGAUAGCUCAAGAGCCGUCUACAAUUAUCCAACAUGAACACCAAAUCGAGGGUGUUCCGGACAUUCGCAAUUACUCCACGCAGUGGAUCUGAGACCUAGCGGGGUUACAAGUUAACGCAUAUAGCUUAUAAAGUGGGGAUGAAAUGAUCCAUAUGCUUGCGCCGACCAGGUUCCAUUCUCCUGAUCUGUGCGGCCUCCAUAUUAUGCAGUGAGGGAAGUGCGAUGAGAACCGAAUUCGUAGAUUUAUGAAUGAGAUUUCGGUGAAUAAAAGCAAGGGAAAUUGGCAGCUACAUUAGCUGAACACGUGUGAAAGUUGCCCAUCCUUGAGAAACUGCAAUCCACCCCGCCUCCCUUACAGAACACCGACUCGACAGUUUAUAUCGCGCUACACGAGAGAAGACCUCCGAGCUUUCGUUUCCACGGUCACGACUCACACCCUGUGCUGGCUAAACAGUCUGUACUCUGUGAAGUAAAUAUGCCAUGCGCCUACAACUGCGUUAUUUCAUAUACCUGCCAUUGCCACGACAGUUAUCAGCCGUUCAGAUCACACUCCGUUUUAUAAACCCGCACCUGUUGGAUCCCAGUUAGUUUUUUCUUGUCUUCUCUUUAUAUUUACUGUUCAGUGGCUGAAUGGCCUGUCCUGACCCUAAAAUUUGCCAAUCCUCAGUCGGCGGUCCGGAUUCAACUUAAAAUUAAGUCUGAGGGUCGUCUCCGAACACCUUAAGCUCAGCAAAUUCUGCAUUUGUCAUAAAACACGCAUACAUUUUAGGACCACAUUUUCGCCUCAUUGGCGUUUUUAGACAGUUCAGUGGACUUCCGACCUUUCUGAAGUUGUGUUUAUUUGUGAUAUCGACGUUGCGGUUGAAUUUUACUUGCAUCAACAAUAGCAGACUGGGCGUUUUGGAGCACUUGUUACCGUGUUUGUUUCUGCAAACCAAUGCUACUUUCGGCAAACAUAUUUCUAGAAACCCUACAUUAUUCACAUAUGGGCCCGUGACAAAAGCUUCGUUUGGAAGAAUUCCCUCCGGUAGUGAAAGCCUGACUGUCCGAGAAAAAGUAGCAUUGCAAGUUAUUUGAAAGAUUUGGCAUGAACUGUUCAAAGUGAGAACUAACUGAGUAUUUGAACUGUAAGGCUCCAGCAGACAAGAAAUGGAAAGAACAGAAACCUGUAGAUCCAGAAAGACUGCAGACGAAAUCCCAGUGCAGAGCACUGCUUAAUUUGUUAAAAAGUAUUUAAUUGUACUUACGAGUGGUCAUGUGAGACCACACGCCCUAGUUAACCGACAGCAUUUACACAUUAUGCGUCUGCAGAGGAAGAUUCGAUCACUGGGCCACACAUUCCAUCCGCCUGAUGUUUGAUGUUCACUCUCGAACCCAUCAUCAAGGACGGCAACAAACAAAGGCAGCGGACGGAUAGGCACUGCAGCAAAUGAGGAAUUUCCGUGGUUUUCGCGCAGCAUAAGACCUCGCACAUCUAAAUUAGACUUCAUAUCUCCCCAACACAAUUAUCUGAGAAAAUUAAAAAGAUACAUCUCCUGCCAUAUGUGGUCAUGUUAUAUACGAUCAUCACAUACUUAGGAUACAAAGGACGAAACCAUCGAAUUACACUUUGAAAGCAAAUAUGAAGAAAGGAACUCCUCAGACUCACUCAGAUUCAUCAACUCUCGAGGUCUCAUCUCAAAACGUACUUCAAGUUUGUCAACGAGAGAGUAAAAAACAGACACCAUAGAAAAUCAUUCUGUCAGUCUGUGAAUUAAAGUGCCUAUAAGAUGGGUCCGAAGCGAUCACCUAGAUAAGAUCACCUAGCAAAGAUCAUUUUAUGGAAUCUCGCGAUGCGUUGAUCGAUCUACGGUGUGGCAUGGUGUGCAAUGGAAAAUCGAAAGACCUCACAAAUUGUUCGAUAACUUGCCUUUCUGAUUGCAUAGGCAAAAUUCUCAUUGUGCCGUGAUUGAACACCCUUCGCCAUUUUGCGCUAAAAUAAAAGUAACUAUGCAGUUUCGGGAGGAGAAACUGCGCAACUGUCAGAAGCUUCAAGAUAUCCUCUGAAGGCUCCCCAUAGGGGUCUCCGGUUGCAUAUUUAAUUAAACCUUUGCAAGAGGACGGUGGCUCCGUUUUUGCCUAUCGUCAGUGCAACACCAGCACUAAAAUUUUCCGAAACUAGCACUUACACAGCCAGCUCCGCAUAGUGAAAAAAUGAUGUUGUUGUUGGAAUAUAAUCUUUCAAAAACCAUUUUUUGCCUUGCCUUCAGACCAAAAAGUUGGCUCGUAGGAACGCCCAGAAUUCCCAACCAAGAAGUGACUCUAUGAAGACUUGCACAACGCUGUCGGACGACUACUUUGAAAACUCGAGCUCUGAACCGGAAUGUUCCCUUUCCGGUCACUCUUCCAUCAUUGAAUCAGUCGGCACGUCUGCAGGUAAAGUGAUUCUCGUGGCAAUGAUUCAAACUUUUCUGGACUAAAUUUCAGAAGCUUUCGAAGACAAGAUAGACACGCAUAAGCAUUGCUCGAGACUGUGACUUUCCGUUGUUGGACACGAAAAUCUACGAACUGAACCAUCCUGCCAAUGUUUCACAGAUGCUAAUAGGGUCAGCCUAAACACCAAAGAGAUUGUUACUAUAGCUACGUCACUAUCCACAGAAACACUGGCUUGGAGCCUAACUGUCCGCCGGGAAAGCUUUCGGAUACAAACGGUAGAGUAGAGCGCGGCCGAUGUUGGAGAAAAAGGUCUAUUUUUAACGCAGCCCUGCGAUGACGUAAGGUUAAACCUGGUGUUGGCAAAGACGAGAGAAGGAAAUGUCCACACUCCGUUCUAAGUUGAAGACAGAACACCAGUCGCAUGUGUUUGCGUGCACACACAUCGGCCACUUAAAUAGGACUAAUUUGUGCUGACUGAGUUUAUUAAAAUCCUGAUCGAGUGGAGCACUUUACCAAGACCGUGGCAUGUGAUUCAACUCAUAGAUUUUUGUUUGUAUCUGAGCUUCUUUUGGCAGUUGUGCCUUUGGUGCGAGUGAUUAACUUUGUUUGUGUGUGGCGGACGUUAGCCAACAUGUCAUUACUUAAACGUCAUGUACCUAUGAGUACCAUCCUAGAAGAGCACUUAAAGACCUGAAUUUUCAUUUAUCUAUCCGUUGUCUGCGGUGCCAAACCCGUGGGACAUCUACAUGCCACAAAACAGUCAGUUCAAUAUGGCCCGAUAACCAAAAAGUCGAAUUUGUCCUUCUUGCCCUUGAACCUUUUCGCUCAUGUUACCCAGUAGUAUUUGCGGAUUUGUCGCCGAAAAUUUAGUCUGCUCCUAAACAAAAACGCGCCUCCCUGCAGUCCCAUCUGUCUGUCUCUAGUGAAUGAAAGAGCGCUAUCCGCGAGCUUCCGUCACUAGAUGUGUACCAGCUUGGUGAAGAAGGCAGAUGAUGACAACGAUGAGACUCAGUCCAGACCGUGGCAUGCUUUGGCAGGUAUUGCAGAGGUUUUCAGAACAGUACGACUCGGUCUCUUUGACUUAGGAGUCAACAUAUCUCCUCCAACCGCUGUUCCAAAUAUGAAACCGAGACGUCAACACCAAAGGCGAGUAACUGGAUGCUAUUCCAGACAUACUGUGCGAUAGUGGCCUUUGGAAAUAUAUGGGUAAUGCAGAGAAAGGGUCGAACUUUAAGCAGAGCAUAUAUAAACUGUCAGCAGUUCGACAAAGUAACCCAUUAUCUUUUAUUGUUGACAGUUCUACCGUCCUUGCCGACGAUGCCCACCGUGUGCUCCACACCAAGGUGAGAGUGGGCAAGGUGACUAAUGCGUGAAUUGGUUUAUAGUGGUAGUAGGUUUGUACAGUAUCUAACACUCUCUCCUCUCCUCCUCACCCGGGUCCGGUGUCAAGACACAGGCAAGUAGAUCGGAGGCGGGAAAGGGCGGAGGUGGCUGACACGACCGGACCCGCACCUAGGCGUGCCGCUCCACCCCCGGGUCCAAAACAAACAUUUGACCAGAACUUUAACAAAAAAUGGGUCAGAAAGAGGAGGAUGACACAAGUAACUGGAAAACCACGCACAUGACCCUUAUACCCAGCGGGAGCGCAAACGCAUCCGCCGGCAGGGAACCGGGUUCCAGAGAACUGCCAGCGCCCACCAAGCUGCGAGGACACAAUCCUACAAAGCAAAUACGAUGAAACGGAGAAUCGUCUUGGACGCGCCCAGGUCCUUCAGCUCCUGAAGUUCUGUCUCAGGACGUACUUCACGUUCGACGUGACAAUCUACGAACAGGUGAAGGGCACACCAAUGGGUUCGCCGAUUUCGGGAUUCAUAGCCGAGGCGGUCCUGCAACGGUUAGAGUCGCUGGUCUUCCAACACCACAAACCGACGUUCUGGGCCCGGUAUGUGGAUGAUACCUUCGUCGUUAUCGAUCGGGAUCAACUGCUGACAUUCAAGGAACGCCUGAAUGCGGUCUUCCCGGACAUACAAUUUACGAUGGAGGAGGAAGAGAACAACCAGCUGACCUUCCUGGAUGUCCUCGUAUGCCGCAAGUAUUGUCAUGGACUAAAGACCAAAGUGUUCAGGAAAGCGACAAAUACGAUGCAAGUACUGAACUUCAACAGCAACCACCCAAUCAGUCACAAACGCAGUUGUGUAAGGACGCUCUAUCGGCGUGUCGAAACGCACUGCAGUUGGCCGGAAGACAAGAUUGCUGAACUACAAUACCUCCGACGGGUAUUCAAAGCCAAUGGCUACCCGAGCAACUUUGUCAACCGGUGCAUACGCAAAAUGGACGAAAGGCCUAACCGCAGGGACACCAAAGUUUGGCGAGCGCUUCCAUAUGUCAAGAACGUUUCGGAAGCUGUUGGCCGCCUUCUCGCACCGCUGGGGGUUGGAGUUGCACACAGGCCAGAGGCAACCAUCAGGCGUCAACUGAUGAAACCAAAAGACCCACUGCCACGGCAAGAAACGUCUGAAGUCGUUUAUCGGAUCUGGUGCAGUUGCGGACAAAGGAACUACGUUGGAGAAACCGGAAGACAGCUCCGAACGCGAAUGUCCGAACACGCUGCAGCAGUGCGGGGAAAUGACGCCAGCUCUCAAGUUGCGGCUCAUUCGACCGGUUCCGUCCACACAUUCAAAUUUGACGAGGCCGAAAUUCUCGCAAGAGGUGACAACCGCGUGAGCCGGGAGCUGUUUGAGUCAUGGUUUACUAACCCCCAGUCUAUUAACAAGUACAAUGAUCUUCCCCUUCCAUACUCAAUGCUGAGACAUCGUCUAGGCGGAGUAAUUGGCCACGCGGGGAGCGCACUGAUGAACACUCUUCCCAACACCCGGGUCAGCGCGUCAGAUGAUCGAGCAGUCAUCACACCAGAAUCCAACGCACGUGAUGAAAUUGCAGCAAUUAACGACGCGAAUAUCGGCCAUCACGCCACGGGCAACGAUCCCUGA